This is a messenger RNA of Musca domestica (house fly), 1687 nucleotides long. Its product is annotated as peroxisomal membrane protein PMP34. Lineage: Eukaryota; Metazoa; Arthropoda; Insecta; Diptera; Muscidae. The record is from RefSeq and is a predicted model, not a curated record. The coding region runs from base 430 to 1395 and encodes 321 amino acids. The transcript has 3 exons. Gene Ontology annotation, molecular function: ADP transmembrane transporter activity; NAD transmembrane transporter activity; FAD transmembrane transporter activity. Gene Ontology annotation, cellular component: peroxisomal membrane.
UAAUUUGCAUUGUUUACUAGAUUUACAAAUAAAUAAAAAUCAAAUGUAAAACACAACACGACGAGCAAAAGCCCAACAGACAUCAUCACAAAAGAACGUAAAUUAACAUAAAUACAAUGUCAUGUUAAAAAUUAGUUGGUUGCGGCAUAGUAGGACGCGAGAAGUUGAAGAAGCCGGUAUCGGAAAGGAAUCAACCCUCUAACUUUUUUUCAUAUCUAUCUAAUCAAUAUAUAAUCAGCUGGGGUCAACGAUUAGAAUUUGAGGCUAAACAAAUCUAUUCCAUUGGAUGUAUUCGCCAUUCGAUCACAGAACAGUAAAUGAAGUGUAUUUGGAAAAAGGGUUUAAAGGUCGUUCUGUGAAAAAUAAAUUGUAAGAAAAUAUUUACAUUUGGAAAAUUUUAACAACGCCCAAAUACAUACUAUAUAAAAAAUGGUGGCUGCAUCGAAAUUAAGUCAAGUAUUCACAUACGAUUCAUGGGUACAUGCCAUGUCUGGCGCCGCUGGCGGAUGUAUAGCAAUGUCAACAUUUUAUCCAUUGGACACAGUUCGUUCCAGAUUGCAACUUGAAGAUCCCGAAAAGAAUGGCGAAGCUCGAAGCACCAUGCAAGUAAUCAAGGAGAUCGUGCUAGGGGAAGGAUUCCAAUCAUUAUACCGUGGUCUUGGUCCCGUAUUGCAAAGUUUAUGCAUUUCUAAUUUUGUUUAUUUUUAUGCAUUUCACUGUCUUAAAGCGAUAAGCAGUGGUGGUGAUAAAAAACAACAGAAUGCUUUUAAAGAUUUGAUGCUGGGUGCCGUAGCUGGUAUCAUCAACGUCUUUAGCACAACACCCUUUUGGGUUGUAAAUACUAGACUGCGUAUGCGCGAUGUUGCCGGUACAUCAGAUGAAGUUAAUAAAUAUUAUAAAUCCCUUCUGUCUGGCCUACGUUAUGUUGCCAAAACGGAGGGUGUUAAGGGCCUCUGGUCUGGAACAAUACCGUCAUUAAUUCUAGUCUCCAAUCCAUCACUGCAAUUUAUGAUGUAUGAAUUGCUGAAACGUAAUUACAUAAAAUACAACAGAAGUAGUGAAAUAUCCAGCCUGGGAUAUUUUGUUAUUGGAGCGAUAGCGAAAGCGUUUGCCACUGUCAUGACAUAUCCUCUGCAAUUGGUUCAAACUAAGCAAAGGCACCGAACGAAAGAACAAAAUGGGGCAAGUACAUCCAAGCAGGCUGCGGCACAAAAAGAUGUUGGCGUUAUUAAAAUGAUGUUGGAUAUAUUCCAGCAUCAAGGUGUAAAAGGACUCUUCCGUGGCAUGGAGGCAAAGAUACUGCAAACUGUGUUAACAGCGGCAUUAAUGUUUAUGGCCUAUGAAAAAAUUAAUAAUACAGUAUUUUUGCUCUUGAAAAAGACUCCAACGAAAUAAUUUACCAAAACAUAUUUAUAUAAUUUGGAGUAAAUUCCUUUUUUUAAAGUGUUGGUAGUCAAUUGUGCGACUUGGAAUGUUGUAAAUUCCAUGGUAUUAUCCACUAAUUAUUUUUAUUUUAAUAAUGUUUAAGUUAUGGCUAUUAUUUUAACAUUAUGGAGUCAGGUGCAUAUUUAUUGAUUGAACAAUACAAAUGUAUUUUUUUAAGUUAACAAAACCAUGUGAAAAAGUGUUUAAAUAAAAAGGCAAAGAAAAAAAUGUGGACCCAAUCAGCUUUAAACUGAAGAUUAAA